CGUCAUGUCCGGCGGCGCCUGGCCGGUCCUGGAGCGGCGACGGGGGGUGUUUCCGUGCUCUGUGUCCAGGGAGACGAGCCGGACCGGGACCCUCAGGCCGUCAGUCAGUCAGUGCCUCCCAUGAACGCGCAGCGGCGGAGAGAGGCCAGGGAGGCGAGCCCGGCGUUGAGCCGGGCGCCGGCUGGGAGACCUCGGGCUGUUAAUGUCGGCCCGGCUCCGGGCCUCGGCGCCCUGCUGAUGCAGCGGCCCCUGUCCCGGCAGCAGCUGAAGCGGCUGGAGGAGCACCGGUACCGGAGCGCCGGCGCCUCGCUGCUAGAGCCGUUAAUGCAGGUGUGGUGGGAGUGGUUGGUCAGCCGUCUCCCGCUCUGGAUGGCGCCCAACGUUAUCACCGUCACCGGGCUGGCCCUCAACGUGUGCACCACCCUCGUACUCAUCCUGUACUGCCCGACGGCCACCGAGCAGGCACCUCUGUGGGCAUACCUGGCUUGUGCUGUAGGUCUGUUUGUGUACCAGACACUCGAUGCCAUUGAUGGGAAGCAGGCAAGACGAACAAGCAGCAGCAGUCCUCUCGGAGAGCUGUUUGACCAUGGAUGCGAUUCACUUUCCACGGUCUUCGUCGUCCUGGGGAUAUGUAUAGCUGUGCAGCUGGGCACCAACCCAGACUGGAUGUUCUUCUGCUGUUUCGCUGGCGUGUUCAUGUUCUACUGCGCUCACUGGCAGACAUACGUCUCUGGGACGCUGCGUUUUGGCAUAAUUGAUGUGACUGAAGUGCAAAUCUUCAUAAUUGUCCUGUUUUUAUUGGCCGCCAGCGGAGGAACAGCAUUUUGGGAAUCUAUGAUCCCAGUGCUGGACAUUCAGGUUAAAAUUGUGCCCGCCCUCUUCGUGGUGGCAGGUGCCAUCUUCUCCUGCACCAACUACUUCACUGUCAUCUUCACUGGCGGCGUUGGCAAGAACGGCUCCACCAUUGCGGAUACAAGUGUACUGUCCCCAUUCUUGCACAUUGGGGCAGUGAUAACCCUGGCGUUGAUGAUCUACAAGAAAUCGACCAGCCGGCUCUUUGAGAACAACCCCUGCCUCUACAUCCUUGCAUUUGGUUUUGUCUCAGCCAAAAUAACCAACAAAUUAGUGGUGGCUCACAUGACGAAGAGUGAAAUGCAUUUGCAAGACACUGCCUUUGUUGGCCCAGGGCUGCUUUUCCUAGACCAGUACUUCAACAGUUUUAUCAGCGAGUAUUUGGUGCUCUGGAUUGCUUUGGUGUGGUCUCUCUUUGACCUAAUCCGUUACUCAGUGGGAGUCUGCAAUCAGAUCGCCUCUCAUCUCCACAUUAACAUCUUCAAAAUCAACUCCAUCUCCUCCUCGCCAAUCAGCUCCCAGGAGCAAAACCAUCAUGAGUGACUUAACCACUGUGCUUGCUGAAGCGACCCCAGGGCAUGACUGAGGAAAUGUAUAUAGAGAAAAGCAUCAGAAUGGAAGAAGUGAACAAAUUAUUUAAUUUAUGGUUCAAUCAUUGUGUGCACUUUUUUUUAUUUAAGCCUCAGUUUCUGAAUGAAGUCUAACUAGCACUCCUAAAUAGGCAGACUGUGGAAAGAGCUGGCUUGCUGCUGCACGCAUGACUCCCUGUAACAUGGGCAGGUCAGGAAGGGACCUGGUCUCAUACAGGAUGUAGAAGAGCACAUGGGGUUUUGCUCAAUCUUUUCCCACCUACUUGGCCAACUUUCCAUUGUGCUGAAGGCUUGAGUGUGAACUUAAUUGAAGUUACUACUGUCUUGUGGAAGUCAGAUGAGCCAUAUUGCAGGUAAGGACUGUGAGUGAGGGAAUAGGGUUCCUUGUGCCAAGUGAGAGCCUCGCUCCUGAGGUGAGUGAACUGCAGACAGUACUUUACAAGAAAGCAAAUUGUUUUGGCUAUGUGAUCUGGAGAGUUUCCUUAAAAUUUAAAAAGAAGUGGCAGAAGAGACUGUACCUCCUGUGGGUUAAAGUUUUGCAAUGCACUAUUUUGUAAUAUAUGUCCUAAUUACACCAAUAAUGCUGUAUCUGAUUCUGAUAUUAACUACUGAACCGUAUGAAAGUGUGUAAUUAAAGGGGCCUUGUGUAUACUGUACUGGACUGCAAGUUAAGGUGCAGUGUCAUGUGACUGUUUAGUUUGCGAUGCUUUUGUCUUUUUUUACACGUCAACAUGUAAAGGAGUAAAUAGCCACAAAAGUGCUUUCACUUUCAAAAAAUAAAACUCACCCCACAAGA
Messenger RNA from Hypanus sabinus (Atlantic stingray), 2238 nucleotides. RefSeq names its product choline/ethanolaminephosphotransferase 1-like. Lineage: Eukaryota; Metazoa; Chordata; Chondrichthyes; Myliobatiformes; Dasyatidae. Gene Ontology annotation, cellular component: Golgi apparatus; endoplasmic reticulum membrane. The record is from RefSeq and is a predicted model, not a curated record. Gene Ontology annotation, biological process: phosphatidylethanolamine biosynthetic process. Gene Ontology annotation, molecular function: diacylglycerol cholinephosphotransferase activity; ethanolaminephosphotransferase activity. The transcript is spliced from 8 exons. Bases 121 to 1395 code for a protein of 424 amino acids.